This is a messenger RNA of Nezara viridula (southern green stink bug), 366 nucleotides long. Lineage: Eukaryota; Metazoa; Arthropoda; Insecta; Hemiptera; Pentatomidae. The record is from the annotation of a GenBank genome assembly.
AUGAGGCAACGGUCGGGAACGGGGGGCGGGGCUAGGGGCGGUUUGGUGGGCGUGGCGAGGGAGGCGUGGCCGCGGGGAGCCAACGAGGCGAGGGGGCGGGGCCGUAACCCCCACCUCUCCCCGCGACCAGUCCUCCCCGAUCGGUCAGUCGAGUACAGAGGCUCAGCCCGGUUAGUGUUCUGUAGUGUGGGUUCGAACGAUCGCCGGCAAAGUGGACACCGUACACAUGGCAGUAUCCACCCUCAAUAUGGCACCGUACUUCACUGGCUAUCCCUUUCAAGAACCCGAUACGAUCUAAUCAGCAAUUACCGAAAACAUGUUAUUCUACGGAUUGUAAUCUCUCAACGGCAAUAUCGCUUUGAAUGA